Messenger RNA from Vespula pensylvanica (western yellowjacket), 6480 nucleotides. Its product is annotated as centromere-associated protein E-like. The transcript has 47 exons. The record is from RefSeq and is a predicted model, not a curated record. NCBI's taxonomy places the organism in Eukaryota, Metazoa, Arthropoda, Insecta, Hymenoptera, Vespidae. The coding region runs from base 267 to 6326 and encodes 2019 amino acids.
AAGAGGUCAAUGUAACGUUUAUAAAUGAUUUCGAAAAAAGUAUUUUUACAGAGUAAUUGCUACCUACAAUUAUCUACUCUUAAAAAGUUCUCCUUAGCAUCCGUUGUUUGCUCGCGCCAUACAUAAAAAAUGGCGAUUUAAUUUGUUAUUAUUUACCGCAUCAGAAUUAUUUUUAUUAUCCGCACCUCUGGGUAUAAGAAGAUCUUAACUCUAAGAAUAUUGAGGUGUUAAUAAUUCUAUUUAAUGUACAAUUAUUUAAUUGUGCCAUGUAUACGGUCAGUAAUAUUGUCCAAGAUUCUACAAAUCUCUCUGUCUUGCCAAAGCGAGAGCAAAUUUGCACAGCAAUUAAUGAAAACACGGGAGAAACUUGUGGUGAAACUGAAAGCUUACAGAUUCUUGAUGAGUUUCAUAAAUUAUAUGAAGCUCGUAUCAAAAAGGUCGAUUCGGAAUCGGCAAAUGAAUUCGACCGUGUAUCAAUGAAAAUGAAAAUAAUGACGGAAUGGAUUAAGGAUUUGGGUGAACAGAAUAUUAUGUUAGUCAAUACUGUACAAGACCUGGAACAAACUGCUAGUGACAGAGUUAAAAUAUUAGAAGAAAAAUUAAAGCAGUCAUCUAAAGUUGUUUCAGAUAAAAUUUUAUUAACGGAUCAAUCAGAGGAGAAAUUAAGUGUACUCUCAAAUCGCAUCAGAGAACUAGAAGACGAUGAAAAGAACCUUCGUCAAAAAAUAGAAUUUCUGUGGAUUGAUAUCAAAGGAUUAUUAGAAUUGCUUAAAAGAGCUCAAACAGAUAAUGGCUGGAAUCUUGAUGGCAUAACAUUCUAUUACAUUAAUCCUAAUGAUAUUCCUACUCCUUUAAAUUGUGUAUGUGCCCAAGUAAAUACAAGUGUAGAUGACACUAUAAAUUCAAAGCAGGUGGCAGAACUGGAAGACAAGGAAGCUUAUAUGUAUCAAAGUAAAUUGGAAGAAAAAAAUGCUGAGCUUAAUAAAAAAUUAUCAAAGGAAGAAAGAUAUGUUUCUGAUGUUCAGAAUUGUAGUAAUGAACUUAUUCAAAAAUCUCAGGAAGACAAUCAUAUCUGUGUUAGAUCAACAUCACCUCCAACAAAUUCUGAUAAUACAAUCUUAGUUGCUGACAUAGUGGAAAGUAAAUAUAUUGAUAAUGGUUUAGAAGUUAAAAAACUUCAAGAGCAUUUACAAGAUACUGAAACAGAUAUAACAAAUAUGACACAUUUGCAACUUCAGUUGAAAAAAAAAGAUAAAGAGAUUGAGGAAAUAAAAUCUCAAAUGAAUUGUAUAAAAAAGGAAUCUAUGGAAACACAUGAAUCAUUAGCCAUAGAAAUUACAAAAAAGCAUAAUUUAAUAAUGUUUUUGAGCCAAGAAAUCAGAAAAUUAGAAGAACAAUAUCGUUAUGCUAAUAUGCAAAUCCAUUUUAAAGAUGAUAUUAUAAAAAAAAUGAGAAAGAAACAAAUUGAAUUGAAGUCUUCAUUUCCUGUUCAUCUUCGUUGCAUGUCGAAUUACCAUCAACAAUUCAAUGCUAAUGGUAAUAUAAGAUUUUCUCAUAAGUUAUGCAAUAAAAUUAUAACACCAUGUUACUUAUAUAAAGUUGUCAAAUAUAAAGAUCAUAUAUCUUUUCCAUAUAAUAAUUUUGAUACUUUAAUACAUCAUAAAAAACUAAUUGCAAAUACACCCAUUAUUGACUCGCAGUCACAAAAUAAUACAAUAACUAAUCUAGACAAUUCUUCUAAACAAAUAUACAAAAGGGAAAUUGAUAAAGGCAGAAGACGACGUAACAUUGACGAAAGUAUUGUGGAAUCCAUUAGAAAUAUAUCACCAUCUAUUACACAACACAAUCGCAAAAACAAUAAUUUGAAUAUUUACUCUUCACUGAAAGAUCAAAUUGAUGCUGAUGCUUAUAUAAUGGAUACAGAAUCCUUAAGUAAUUCAAGUAAUUCAUAUCAGUUAAAAACAGAGUUAAAAAAAAUCGUACGACACUUAAAACAGAAAAAUGUUGAGACGAGUGAGCAUAAUUUUACGACUGCUUAUAAAAACAUACAAAAUAUUAAAACGAUCCUAAACAUUUCUAAAACUUCGAAAGAUGAUAGAUCACAAACUGAAGAAAAUCUACAACCUUUUGUAGCAAAUAUUGAAGUCCAAUUAAAUUGCGUGCAUGAUGCAUUGCAAAAUGAAAAGCUUAGGCAUGAUACAGAUAAAAGUGUAGAUACGUGGAUGUAUGAUACAACAGAGAAGUUAAUGAAGAAUAUUGAAAAUAUUUCCAGAAUAUGUAAAGAAAAAAAAAAAGCGAUUGAGUUUAUGGAAUAUGCUACUGCUAAACGAAAUGAGAUGCAAAGUAGAAUGAAUAAUUAUGUUACAGAAAUGUCAAAGGAGGCUACAUCAAAUCCAAUUAUUGUUCAACAAUUCAAAUUAAUGGAAGAAUUUCGUGUAUGCACUGUUGAGGCACAAGCAGCAACAGAAGAUAUUCGUGAAGAAAUUAGCACUAUUCUUUCUUCAUUUGAUGUCCAACAUCAAAAAUACACUGAACUAAACAAAAUGGUCAAAGAUACUCAAGAACAUUUACUACGAUUGCGAGAAACAGUAUUACAAGCAAUUAAUGUAUUAAAAUUACAAGAAAUAGAAAGGACAAGACAUAUUGAACGAAUUACAACUGAGAAAGUGAAACUAAAAGAUAUAAAAAAUGAAUUUAUUCGUGCUCAGUCCGAGUUAUUUAAUUAUGUAAAUAAUAUACAACAAAAAAUCAAGGAUCAAAAUUUACCUGAAUGUGUAGAAACAUGCACAUGUAAUGAUUUAUUAAACUUUGUAGUUGACAAAAUCGAGCUUAUAGUUAACCAUGUUCAAAUGCAUCAAGAUCAGGAAUGUUUUUUUGUAUCCAAUUCAAUGGAGUUAAAAGAGCAACUUUGUUGUACAACAUGUUCCUUCCAAGAUUUGCAGAAACACAUGAGUACAAUUUUAAUGCGUAACGAAAUGGACGAAACAGUUCUUUGUGAAAAAGAAGAAAGAUUAGGAAGACUUGAAGCAGAAAUUGAUAGUGCACAUACAAAGAUGCAAGAUACUUUAGAAACUUUUUGGAAUACAAUAGAACAGGAUGAUUUCAUUGAACAUUCAGCAAAUUUCCAAAGCCAAAAUCAGACAAUUAACGAAUUAUUAAAAGCAAAGGAAGAUAUACAUAAAUUAAGAAAGGAAUAUGACGAUUAUAAGCUUAAAACAUUACAGAAAAUAUGUCAAACAAAAUCUGACGAUAAAAUAAAUCAAUGGAAGUGUCGUAUAAUGGAUUUGGAAGAGCAGCUUCGCAUCUUACAACAUGAGACUAAAUGUAAACAAGAAGCCAACAACUUUCUGAAAAAUAGCAUUGAGUCUAUGGAGAAAGAAUUAUCUUCUGUACAAAUGAAAGCAGAAAAUUAUAGACGUUCCUAUUCUAUUGAUAGUAUAGAUUAUCAAAAAAAAAUUUUAGAAUUAGAAAAUAUAAUUAAAAUACAGAAGGAAGUAGAAUUAAAACUUAGGAAAAGUUUAGAUAAUAAUGAAAUAGAACUUCAAAAAUCAAAAAAACAUUUGGAACCUUUUCAUAUAGAAUGUACUCCAGAAGAAUUAUCUAUAUGUUGUGGAUAUCAAUUGAAACAAGAGAGUACAUCCCAGCUUGUUAAUAUAUUACAAGAAGCAGUACAAUCAACAAAAAGUGGACUUCAAAAUGUCGAAUGCGAACUUAAAGUUCUGAUGUGUGAAGGAUCUUCUCAGUCUUGUACUUCAACAACUUUGGUAAUGACAAUUAUCGAUAAAUUAAGAAGAUACGAAGGACAACUAGAAAAAUGUUAUGGAGAUAUUGAAAAUCUUAGAAACACAUUAUGUUCUAAGGACAAACUUUUAGAAAAUAUGAAUCAAGUAGUUAUGAUCCAAAAUGAUUCUAUAGCAGUCACACAAAAUGAACUGAAGAGUCUCUAUAAAAAACAACAAGAAAAGAUUAAUAUGCAGGAUUGUAUUAUAGCUCAAUGUGAGAAGGAUAAAAAAGAGCUAUCCAAACAGAAUGAACUUCAAGCACAAACAAUUGGACAUUUGCAAAAUGCUGUGGUUGAAGCCAAAAGAUGCUUAGAUAGUAUGGGACAUAAAGCACUUUUUGUUAAAGGUGAAACUAUUCAAUUGUUAACAAUGUUUAUUGACGAAACUCAGAUUCAAUAUAGCGACUGUUUCACGGAAGCUGCUGCACAAGAAAAGUUGUUGGAAUUGCAACGAGAUGCCAUAGACACUUUGCAAUCGAAAAUUGAGUACAUGAUUAAUGAUAAACAUUUAGUAGUUACUUCUUUACAUACUACAUAUUGUUCCAUAUUAAGCAUAAUACAGGAUCAACUGAAGCUUUGUACAAAUGAUUUUCAAGCAUUAAUAUACAAGAUAAAUACUUUAAUGCAAACAAAUAUUAUUUUGGGAAAUAAGUACAUUACUGCAAAAAAAUUAUGGAAAGAAACAAAUCAGGAAUUGCAAGAAUUAAAAAAUAUGUUAUCCAAGGAUAAAAAACAAACAAAAAUGUAUGAAACUAAAUCUUGUCAAUGUAAAGUGGAUAUUGAGCAUAAGAGUUGUAUGACACAGAAUCUCACAUGCAAACGAACUUCAGAAGAUUCUUUAAUAUUAGAUAAGCAAGAUUCAUUUCAUCAAAGUCAUGAAUCACAAGCUCAGACUGAAAUUAUAAUUAGAGAAAAUCAAAAUUUAAACAAACAAUUACAAAAAUACAAAUUAGAUUUAGUUGUAUAUAAAAAUGAAUUGAAAAUAAAAGAUCAAGAAAUAAAAGAUCUUGAAUGCUGUUUAAAAUCUGAAAACCAAAAUCUAAAGAUAAAUUUAGAGAAACAAACCAAAGAAUUUGAAGAUUUAAUAAUAGAAUUAAAUAUUGCUAAACAAAAAGAAAUUAAUUUUAAAAAAUAUGUAAUUGAUAUGGAAACAAGACAAGAGGAGAUACAAAAUCUAAAACAGCAAAUUGAUUGUAAUGAAUCUCUAAUAAGAAAACAAGCUCAAGCCAUAGACCAUUUACAAGAAAAAUUACAUACAUCUGAACAACAAAUUAGACAAUACAUAUCUGAAUCUACAAGUUUUAAAGACAGAUUUUUAUCAAUAAAAGUAUUACUCAAAGAUAAAUCAGAUAAUAUGGCAAAAUUACAAGCAGAUUAUGAAGUAUUAAAAAAUGAGAAUUCAAUUCUGAAAACAGAAAACAUUGCAUUAGAAACUAAAGCAAAAGAAGAUCUUUAUUUAUUACGGAAAAAGUUAAAAGAAACUCAAACAGAAUUAUCUUUUAUAAAAGACAGUUAUUAUAAAACAGUUGAGGAUUAUAAUAACACUCAAGAGAACUUGAUCCAAUCUGUAAGAAGAGAAGCAGAACUACAAGAAUCAUUAACAAUUGCAGAGAAAGAUUAUUGCUCAAAGCUUGCAAAUUUUGAAUCAAAAAUUGCUAGAUUGGAAAAUUUAAUAUGUGAACUUGAUGAAGAAUCAACUGAUACUAAAAAAAUAUUAUCUUCAAAAAAUACUGAGCUUUGUCAAACACAAAAUAUGUGUAAAUCAUUUUCCAAUCAAUUGAAAACUGCACAGCAAGAUUUGUAUGAACUGCAAGAAAAAUAUAUAAAAAUGGACAAUUCCAAUUGUCAUUUGACCCAACAAUUGCAAGAAUGUAUAGAUGAGAACUGUUCUCUUUUGCAACAGAAAACUUCACUUGAACAAGACAACUACAAGUUCGCGAAUCAAUUACAUAACAUGCACCAAUCUUUGAUGGAGUUGAAAAAAGAAUGUCAAUCAAAAGACAAGUCUUUAGCAUGUGUGUCAGCAGAAUUAACUGAAACAGUAGUAAACAGGUCAGAACUUUGCAAUGAAUCCCAAUAUAUGGUCUCAUGUAUUCGUACAUGGAUGGAAGAACAAAGAAAGCUUGUUGAAACUCUUGUUUCAAAGUUACAUAUUAAGCAACAGCAAUUAACAAUAUUUAAACAGCAAUUUGGACAUGAAAAGAAAACUUUAUUAAUCAAAAUCAGGGAACUAAGACGAGUGAACAAUAUAUUAGGACAAAGAUUAAAAAGAGUACAUAGAACAACAAUUGGAAAAAAUACUAAAAGUACUGGAUAUUCAUAUUUGACACAGAACUUAGGUAAAUCGUCUAUAUGCCCGAUUAAAUCUGUACGUCGCACUUCAGUGUGUGGCAAUUCUUGGUGGUUUCCCAGGAUGGAAUACAUAACAAAUCAACUGAGAAAAAAUAAUCAAUGGUGGCAUACAAACAUAGCUAAUAAAUCAAAGAAUAAUAGUGGAGCAGAUGAAAAUCGAGAUUGUGGUUAUCAAUCGUCUGCAAGCAAAUGACAAUGUAUAAUAAAAUCUGUCAUAGCAUAGUCGAAUCAAAUCGAUGUAUGAUAGAAUAAUAAGAUAGAAUAAUAAUUAAUAUUGUUUACCACUGAAAUUUGUAAAGAAUUUAUGCAUUAAUGUUAUGAUUAAUAUACUCUAUUUGUUUUUUAUA